UUUACAAUAAUUAUACAAAGUGCAACAUAACCUACAAAUUGUGUAUAAUAACUGUAAUAAUAUUCAUUAGUUUAUUAUCUAGUGCAAUUGAACUAUAAUCAUAUUUUAUAUCACAUUAUACUUUUUGAAAUGCAAUUCCAAUUAUACAAUACUAUAAAUUAAAUAGCCAAUUACAUAUAAUAAAAUAUCUACAAAAUGAUGGACUGCAUAGAUUUAAGUACGCCUGACGUGGAGGAGAAAAUUAAUGAAUCUUUAAGACUUCUUAGCGAAAAAGAGGAACACUUGGACAAGCAGUUAGAAGCUCUGUCAGCCAGAAAAAGCUAUCUCGAAACAAAGAUUAGAGGUAUCACAAAAGCUCUUCCGAAUCUUCAGAUAGUUCACUCGGAUUCUGAACAAUUAUCUGAAAUGAUAUCAUUCACUUGUACUUUGGCUGAAAAUGUCAGUGCCAAAGUUCGUCAGCUGGAUGUCGCUAGAAGUCGGGUGUCAGAAUGCCAGCAACGCGUGCAUGACCUUCUCGAUGUGCAGCUGUGCAGUGACGGAGUGCAGACUGCUCUGUCCAGCGACGAUUAUGAGAAAGCGGCUGCCCACGUCCAUCGCUUCCUCACCAUGGACCAGAGUCUAUUGCAACAGACUGCCGAUGAUGUACAACAAGAUUGUUCUGCGGUCACUAACUCGUUGUCUUUACUCCAAGAGGCAGCCGGCCAAUUGAGAGACAUUGUCACCAUCAAGUUCACUGAAGCAGUCCGUAAAUCAGAUGCGGCUUCAGUUGAACGAUUUUUCAAAAUUUUCCCUCUCAUCAAUAUGCAUGAUUAUGGAUUGGAAAAGUAUUCAGCGUAUCUUGCAGCUAAGUUGGAUGAAGCAUCAGCGAAAAGUAUGAAGUCGACUCUGGAAACGCCUUCCAAUGAUAAGCGUGCCUGUGUUGUAUUCGCUGAUAUGCUGACAGUUCUAUUCGAAACAAUUGCACGUUUGUUCGAGAUUCAUCAACCUCUCAUAGAAACAUAUUAUGGCCCAGGACGUCUACUCAAAGUGUCUUCAAUCAUCCAACAAGAAUGUGAUAAGCAAAGCAAAUUAAUCUUGAACGAAUUCAACAAGCAGAGGUCAAUGGAUAGAAAAAUUGCAUUGAUCAACGAAGUUGAAAGACUCGGAAAUUCCAGCAGUUCCAAUGCAUUGAAUGCAAACAGACUUGAUCCGAAAGACAUUGAUCUUCUUCUCAGCGAAAUAUCAAUUAUGCACUCACGUUAUCAGCUUUAUGUGAGAUUUCUCCAACGUCGCAUUUCUAAUGAUUUAGAAAUUGGCAUAAAAGAUACCGCUAGCCGAGCCGUGCAUCUGAGUGAUAUGGAAGCUCUUAUACAGAACAGUGAUUUGUGUCGAAGAAUGCAAACGCUUCUCGGUCAUUAUCUAUUAUUGGAACGUUACUACAUGGAAAAUAGUGUCAUAAAGGCUGUUUCAAUCGAUACAAUUGACAAAGGAUCUCAAACUUCAAGCAUGGUUGAUGAUGUUUUUUUCAUUGUGAGGAAAUGUAUAAGGAGAGCUGGUACAAGUGGGAGUAUAGACGGCGUGUGUGCAGUGAUCAACAAUGCGUGUGGGGCACUUGAAACAGAGAUGUGUUCAGCGCUUAGAAAUCAAUUGAAACUCGGUUUUCCGUCCGGCUACCUGGAUCUCACCCAAGCCUACAACGUGAUGCUCCAAGGUAGACUACAAACAUCCGAUUCCGAACAAGCAAGAAACACAUUUUUGAUCUACCUGAACAACGCUGACGUGUGCUCUGAGUGUGUGACCACGCUGUGCCGCAGCCUCAGCCACGAGCUGCCCUGCUCAAGUGAGCACGAGCGCGCCAAGCUGGAUAGCUGUCUGGGGGGGCUGAGUGUGGUCACCGCCGCCCUAGGCGCCAUCGUCGACUACGGCCUGCAGCAGCUGCAGGUGUCCGCCAUCAAGCCCCGCAUCGGGCCCUGGGUCGACACCUUCUUCACGCUCUCGCACAAUCUCACUCAG
This is a messenger RNA of Nilaparvata lugens (brown planthopper), 1992 nucleotides long. Its product is annotated as conserved oligomeric Golgi complex subunit 4-like. The record is from RefSeq and is a predicted model, not a curated record. NCBI's taxonomy places the organism in Eukaryota, Metazoa, Arthropoda, Insecta, Hemiptera, Delphacidae.